GGAGCUUUUGAGAUUUUCUGGAAACAAAAAUUCAUCUACGGCUCAAAGCCUCAAAUGCUUAAACCCUAACCACAACUUCAGAAAGUUCCAGAAACCAUGCACAGAUCUCUAGCCAGGUUUCGAUUGCGGUCCAUUGCAGAUUCGUAUUCAGACCUCCAUAGACGAAGAGUUGGUUCCGAGAGACUGUGCAGUUCUCAAGCACCUAGUACAUCCUCAUCAGGUCAAGAUGCAUUGUGGAAUGGAGCAGUUUCGAGUGCGAAUAUGUUGCAGAAGAAAAUCAUUGAGGCUCUACACGCCGGGGAAAGAGACGAAGCCUCCAAGCUGCUUUUGAGUCUAAGCCGGGGAAAUGACUUGAAAGGAGCUAAUGAUUUUGUGCAUAUUCUACGGUACUGUGCUACGUCGCCUGAUCCUUUGUUUGCUAUGGAAACUUGGAAAAUAAUGGACGAGAAAGAGAUUAGUCUGGAUGACAAAUGCUCCUUGUCUAUGGUAAAAGCUCUAUGUAAAGGAGGAUACUUGGAGGAGGCAUUCAACUUGAUGAAUUUUCUUCGACAAAGUCAUGCUAUCUAUUCAAUUUUACCUGUCUACAACACUUUUCUGGGAGCUUGUGCCAAAAUGCAAAAUAUGGUUUAUGCCAAUCAGUGUUUGGAAUUGAUGGAGCAACAAAAAGUGGGGAAGAAUGAAGUCACAUACACACAACUUCUCAAGCUUGCAGUUUGGCGGCAAAACCUGUCUGUAGCACAUGAACUUUGGAAGGACUAUAUCAAACACUACAGUCUUAGCCUUAUCCCUCUGCGAAAGUUUCUUCGGUCAUUUAUUAGAUUGGGAGAUUUAAAAUCUGCAUGCAAGACAUUGCAAUAUAUGGUGGCUUUAGUCAUCAGAGGAAAGACUUCUGUCGGUGUGUCAAGAGAAGGAAGGUGGUAUUGCUCAAGAUUGGACAUUCCUAUACCUCUACACUGUGAUUUAGACUUGAAGAUACUGAAUUUGGAGGAGAAUGAACAGUCUGUCCCGUCCAGCUACCGUGAAAUUUUGGAUGGCCAUGUUGAUAGUGCAGAUCAAUGCACCAGAUCAGGCUUGGGUAUUAUAGAAACUGAGAGUGUUCAAGUGGAUGCUCUUGAAAGUACCCCUGACAGGGAGCUUUUGGGAUAUUCGUUCCGCGAUUUGAUAUACGCAUGUGCCAAAUCAAAACAUGGUGACCUGGCUGAGCAGUUAGCCCAACAGAUGCAAAAAUUUGGAUUUCAAUUAGGGAGCAAUGUGUGCGAUGCUUUAAUCAGAGCAAUUGUUCCAGACAGAGGUUUCAGCUGUGGGAUGGAAAUUUUGAAAAGUAUGCAGCAUAGGAAGUUGAAGCCAUAUGAUAGCACUCUUGCAGCCCUUUCAAUAGGCUGUAGCAAGGCAUUAGAGUUGGGUUUAGCUGAGACUCUGCUGGAUCAAAUAUCUAUAUAUUCACAUCCACAGCCCUUUAAUGCUUUUCUUGCUGCAUGUGACAUUCUGGGUCAACCUGAAAAUGCUGUGCGAAUGCUGGCUAAAAUGAAACAUCUACAUGUCACGCCAAAUAUCCAAACAUAUGAGCAGCUGUUUUCCUUAUUUGGUUCUGUACAUGUCCAAUAUGAAGGGGGCAACAUGUUGUCACAGGUAGAUGCUGCUAAACGGAUUAAAGCUAUAGAAGUAGAUAUGGCGAGCUAUGGCAUUCAGCACAGUGCUUUGUCAAUGACUUACUUGCUGAAAACCCUUGGAGCAGAAGGGAUGACGAGAGAGCUGAUCCAUUAUUUACAUGUGGCAGAGGAUCUUUUUUGUCAUAAUGACAUGUAUCUGGGAACACCUGUCUAUAAUACAGUGUUGCAUUCACUUGUUGACAGUGAGGAUAGACAAAUGGCAGUUAAGAUAUUUAGAAACAUGAAGUCGUGCGGUUACCCGGCAGAUGCUGCAACUUAUACUAUAAUGAUCCAGUAUUGUAAAGUUCUGAAAUGUUACAGAUCUGCCUGUGCGUUGGUUGCUAUGAUGUUGCAAGAUGGCUUUAAACCUAAUUCAGUGACUUACGGUGCCCUCAUAAAGACUUCGUUGGAAGGUGGUAGCUAUUAUAAAGCAUUAAAUAUCUUGGAUCAAGCUAUCAAAGAAGGGAAUAAACUCGAUACUUUAGCAUAUAAUAUGAUUCUUCGAAGAGCCUCUGAUCAGGAACUGAUUGAUGUGGUUGAGUUUGUUGUCGGGCGGAUGCAACAAGAAAAAAUCCGGCCAGAUUCGUCAACAUGCUCUCAUGUUUUCACUGCAUAUACCUCCUGUGGUUUUCACAGCACGGCCAUGGAAGCAUUGCAAGUUUUGAGUAUGCGUAUAAUAUGUGAUGAACUUUCCAAAAAAGACGGAGGCUUUCCAAAAAAGACGAACUUUGAGGACAGCUAUAUCUUUGCUGAAGACGAGGGAGCUGAAUCCCGUAUAUUCAAGCAUUUUAAAGAUUCUAAAGGGGACUUUGCUGUUGCCCUAUUGAAUUUAAGAUGGUGCGCGAUGCUUGGCUUCCCAAUUUCUUGGUUGCCUGAUCAAAGCCCAUGGGCAAAAAGAAUUGCUACUAAUUAUACUACUGCCAAAGUAGAAGGGAACACUUUUCGCAUGGCAUCCCUUGCUUGCUGUAAUACAGGCAGAAAAACCUCCUCGGCUUAAAAAAAAGGCACCCAUCAGCCUUGAUGAGGCCACACUGCAACUAACCAAUUUUAGAUAGAUAUCACUAACCAGGAAGGUCAUAUAUCAUUUCAGUGGUGUGAUUUUUCUUAGAUUUGUUGUAGGCUAAAAAUAGGUGAACCGAGCAGAGAGGAGAAUCAAUAUUUAGGCAAUUUUUUGUUGUACAAUUUUGGCUCGGUUGUAAUAAUGUAUUUUAAGGGUUAUUUGUUAACCUGUUAGCUACU
This is a messenger RNA of Argentina anserina (silverweed cinquefoil), 2888 nucleotides long. Its product is annotated as pentatricopeptide repeat-containing protein At1g76280. The record is from RefSeq and is a predicted model, not a curated record. NCBI's taxonomy places the organism in Eukaryota, Viridiplantae, Streptophyta, Magnoliopsida, Rosales, Rosaceae. Gene Ontology annotation, molecular function: protein binding. The coding region runs from base 97 to 2646 and encodes 849 amino acids. The transcript has 14 exons.